GUUCCAGACAGAAUAAUUUAUCUAUUUAGUCGUCUGGUUGAUGAAUUUUGAUUUCGGCAUUAAAAAAUAAUGGAGAUGAAUCUUCAUUUCAGAUGCGAAAACAGCUGACAUUUUACAAGUCGAGUCCGGUUGGAGCAGCAAUUUAUAUUCCAGAUAUCCGAACUAAACUUUUUUUUAGAUCGAAAAAAAAAUUCUGAAAAAGUUAGUAGUUUGCUUGAGGUCAUCUAUUCUUUAUUUUUAUAGUUGAAAUCUGGAAUACAUUUUUUUCUAGUUCAAAUAAGCGAAGACCGCAAACAUCCCUUCUUAUAUUGAACCAUCUUUUCCAUUGUUUAACUAUUCCCAAAUUGGCGUUUGGUGAGAAAUUAUCUCAACUUUAGUUGCAUCCUUUGUUCAAUUUUACUUGAGUUCUACAUGAAAAGCCAAUUUAAAAAAAAGUCCCAUCAUAUGUCAAUUAUUUAGCAUGAAAAUUUAUCAACUUAUUUGCUUGUCUAUCUCAUUAAAUUUCCUUCUAAAUUCGAUGGGCCAAAAGCAGGCUCAAAACAAUCAAUUGAAAUAAAAAGUAAAAUAUUCCACGGAAUUUUCUUCCUUCAUUUUUCUUUCUGUUCAUUUGUUUUUAUUGCAACAGUCUCUGAACAAAAUCAUGUUGAACGACGUAUUCGAAAAGGCGAAACAGCUGCAGGCGAUGUUGGGCUGCUGGGGGGCGUUUACUGCAAACGAUACAGUAGCCGUGCUGGAAGAGAACAACAUAACCAUCUCUGAGUACAACUGGGACAGUGUGUGCAGCGAGUUGGCCCAACUGCCGCAGCCACAGAUCGUCCACUUGGUAGUCUACAUAUCAAUAUUUUUGCUGGGCUUCGGAGGAAACCUCGUCAUCAUAUUCCACAUUCUGCACCAUGGCAUGAUAGUGAGGGAUCUCCACUCUUCGUACGUGUUGAGUCUCGCCUGUUCCGAUCUGGUCUACAUAUCGCUGGUACCCCUCCUCGCUAUCCAGAUGGUCACCAAGAGCUGGAUCUUCGGAGAAGUCACUUGCAG
Messenger RNA from Symsagittifera roscoffensis, 1032 nucleotides. Its product is annotated as C-C chemokine receptor 1-like protein 1. Gene Ontology annotation, biological process: G protein-coupled receptor signaling pathway. Gene Ontology annotation, molecular function: G protein-coupled receptor activity. Gene Ontology annotation, cellular component: membrane. The record is from RefSeq and is a predicted model, not a curated record. NCBI's taxonomy places the organism in Eukaryota, Metazoa, Xenacoelomorpha, Acoela, Convolutidae.